UUUUGUUUUACAAAAAACUAUUUUUUGUCCAAUCAAGAUUUCUAAAAAAAUGGUGGUUCUCUACCAUUUAGUAAAACUAAAACUCAUUUUAUUGUCAAUCAAGAUUUCAACAAAAUAGUUUUCUUAUAAAAUAGAGAAACUAAAUUUUAGAUGUUUAAACAAGGUUUCAAUGAAAAACCAAAAUCCAUGUUUUGUUGGUUUUUUAAAAUGUACACUACUACUUUUUGUAAAUUAUAUAAAUAUAAUAUGUCAACACUAGUUAAAUGAAAACAUAGCAUAUGUUUGUUAAACUCUUUACUUACAUACUUUUGUUUUAUUAUUUAUAUAUAUAUAUAAAAAUAUUUUAAAUUUUAGUAAAAUUAUUUCUUAAGAAAUUCAGUAUGUUUUUAAAUAGACUAAAAUGUUUUGGUAGGAGUCCUAAUUUUUCUUUUUUGCGAUUGUUCAUAUCUCUCCCUCCAUUAUUUCCUUGGAUACAUUAUACAUUAACCCUUUCACUUCAACGAUAAAAUGUCCCCUAUCUGAAAAUCAUCUUUCAGUAUUAUGAGUCAUAUUGUAUGAUGAUCCAAUAAAGAUAAAAACCAAUUUUUGAUAUAAGAACAGAACCAAAAGGAAAACUGUCUUUAUUUUUCCAACAAAUCAGGAAAAAAUUACAAGACCGAAGAGUUUGUAAUAUUUCAAAACAUAAUGUUUUCAACCUGAUCACGGGGAGUUUGUAAAAUAUAAUAUGUCAAGACUUUGCUAUGUACAUCAUCCGUUUCAGUUCCAAUUAAAACCAUCAUUAGAGAGCCUAUAUGAAACAUCAUUUGGAAUCAUCUACUCUUCUCUCCAAAUCCGUCCGGUGACUCUUAACUUGCGCUCUUCUUUGUCACUGCCUGAAAAGAACAAAGCCAUGUUUCUAGGGAUGAUGAGACCGUCCUGACUAUCACGGAACUUCCUGUGACCGUCUCUGAUGCUUCUGGGAAUCCCUUGCCACGUCAGCUUACGGCUGUGAGCUCCAACUUCCAAGCUGUAAUUAAACUUCUUAGCCUCGUUCUCGUCUCCCAUGAACCGCAGAAACGCCAUGUACACCGGCGCUCUCCCCAGCUGAAACGCCUCAAAGUGUAAACAGAACUGUUUGUUAGUAGCCUCCACUUUAGACAUCCUAACCUCGUAAGCUAAGCCUAUCCAGUUAGACUCCAAGGCUUCUUUUUGUAAGUACUGCCACCAGGAGCCAUAGCUUUCUUUAUGGCCUAUUAGCAAUCAAGUGUUAUGGAACUUUCCUAUCUUGUGGUAGAUGAAUAUACUUUUGCUCUCCUGCAGGAAGAUUAAAAAAUUGCAAAUGUAAGUUAAUAUAAUCAUAAGGAAAACAUAACAGUUUUUCACCAAAAACCUCAAAAAGAAAAUAAAGAAAAUGGUAUUUAUAGACAAGCAGCAGGUAACAUGUUGUUCAAAAGUAGGUUAGGAGGACGUAGAUACUUAGUUCACUUGAUCAAGUUUAUUUCUUUAUUUCUGGAAAAAAGGAUCAGCAGGUCUCUUAAACAGUACUAUAUAUUGAACAUCGAGUCUUAUACAUGUCUCGGUCCAACAUUAUAAAACUUAGCAGCCACGUUAAAUUCAAAGAUAAAAUGUCUCGGUCCAACAUUUUGUUUGUUUCCGGCUCGGUGAAAUCCAGAUUCAGCGUUCCGGAGGGAGCUCCGUUCACGGCGGUUCUGAAAUUCGCAGCAGAGGAGUUCAAGGUUCCUCCCCAAACCAGCAUGGAUCUGAACUAAGACUCAUCCCCCGUGAUAGAGUUGGAGCUGCGUUUUGUUAUUGAUCCAAUGAAUCUUGUAAACCGAAUGAGUGAAACACAGUACCAGAAACAUAUUAAAAACUUUUGAAAUAUUGAAAUGGUUAUUGUACAACUUCGAAUAAAAUAUGUCUUAUUCACAUCCUUUUUUAGACAAGCAAGGGAACUGGAUCUGGUUUAAAGUUAUAUCGCUGGGUCUAAUUCAUGGUUAUGUGCUACAUUUAUAUCGUCUAUGUUGUGCACUACACAAAGCUCGAGCAUCUCUUUGAAUGUUUACUUACUCAUUUGGCUAGCGAUUUAUUUUUGUCUAGUCCGUGCGGUGCGUUUACGCUGUUAUAUCCGGUAGUACACUCUAGCCAACAUUAUUGGAUCCUUGUCGGGCUGAUUAAUUAUUAUAGUCGACAAUGCUAAAGGCUCAAGGUAGGCUCCAACAAAGCCACGUCGAUUCUUUCCUUUCUAGGGAAAAAAAAGCUCAAUAUUUUCGUUUAUCAGUGUAGGCCCAACGGGCCUAAAUUAUAAUCAACUGACAAGAAAAGAAAAAAAAAGAGAAGCGGCGAUAAUAAGAGUUCGAAUCUCAACACACCCUCUUAAGAAUUUCAGAUCAUUUUGUAUCUAGUCUGAAGAGAAAUUCAAAUAUCUUUGUUACUAUAAAUAGAAACGUCACACUUUGACCUAAAUGCAAAUUAUCUUCCAUUUUUAAAAACGUUUCGUGCGUCCCACGCAAACCUCGCAUCUUCUCCAAAUUUCUCUCCCCUCUCUUCUUACAACCACCAGAUAAAAUCUUAACCUAACUUCUCCGAUCGUCCCCUAACAAUGUCUUCUCCACUCGCCGCAAAAUCCAACCCAACGACUCGCUCCAUUUCGUUAAACAUCCCACACUCAGCUCGUCCCAACCGCCACCACGAUCUCCGGUACAGCCUCUCCGCUGGUCCUCGUACGAACGAAGAUCGUCCGCAGUCUGGAAACGGCGUUGCCGGAAUCCUCUACAAGUGGAUAAACUACGGCCAAGGAUGGAGACGGCGGUGGUUUGUUCUCCAGGACGGUGUGUUGUCGUAUUACAGAAUCCAUGGCACGGAUAAGAUCUCUCUCUCCGUGGAAAUGGAUCGGAGAUCGAAGCUGAUCGGCGGCGAAUCCUUGCGGUUCAUAUGCCGUCAUAGCAAACGUGGUGAUGUGCAUAGUCCUGGCAAACCGCUCGGUCAAAUUCACCUCAAGGUCUCAUCAAUCGGACAAGGCAUAUCAGACAGCAAGAGAUUCACUGUAUUUACUGGUACAAAGAGUCUGCAUUUACGAGCAGCAUCAAGUGAAGAUCGUACAGCUUGGAUCGAAGCUUUGCAUGCUGUUAAAGAAACGUUUCCAAGAAUGUCAAACGAAGAGUUAAUGGCAACGACAACUAACGUAUCAAUCUCGACCGAUAAGCUAAGACAAAGAUUAAUGAAAGAAGAAGUUGACGAGACAAUCAUCAAAGAUUGCGAAGAUAUAAUGAAAAACAACUUCAUCGCAUUGCAUAAUGAGGUCAUGACGCUUAAACAGUAUCAGUGUCAUCUUGUGGAUACUCUCAAGAACGUUAAUAGUGUACCAGAGCUCGAGUAACAGUUUUUGUAUGAGUUAUCUAUCUCGUCGUUUUAAUUCAUCAUCAGUGAUGUUUAAAGUUGUUCUUUUCAUAGAAAUAAAAUUUGCAUAAGGUGAGAUCAUUUAUUUUAUACUCCCUCUGUUUUUUUAUGUUACAUAUUCU
This is a messenger RNA of Brassica napus (rape), 3497 nucleotides long. RefSeq names its product oxysterol-binding protein-related protein 1C-like. Lineage: Eukaryota; Viridiplantae; Streptophyta; Magnoliopsida; Brassicales; Brassicaceae. The transcript is spliced from 2 exons. Bases 2579 to 3355 code for a protein of 258 amino acids. The record is from RefSeq and is a predicted model, not a curated record.